Molecule: messenger RNA, 3026 nt
Organism: Erigeron canadensis
Lineage: Eukaryota; Viridiplantae; Streptophyta; Magnoliopsida; Asterales; Asteraceae
Product: protein ROOT HAIR DEFECTIVE 3-like
Exons: 23
Coding region: 156-2588 (810 amino acids)
Biological process (GO): endoplasmic reticulum membrane fusion
Cellular component (GO): endoplasmic reticulum
Molecular function (GO): GTP binding; GTPase activity
Source: RefSeq, a predicted model, not a curated record
CUAAUAAGACACUGAAAAUCAAACAAAGAGGUUUUGUGGGCUUUCUGCUGACUUGCUUCCUCUGAGAUCGAUCGCACUUCCCCUUUUUCUUUAUUUACUUCUUUCAACAUCAUAAAAAAGAUCAAAUCUUUGGAUUCAACAUCUUCUUUUGAUUCAUGGAUAAAGAGGCCGGUUGUUGCUCCACACACCUCAUAGAAGGAGAUGGCACUUUCAACGCGGAAGGACUUGAUAGAUUUGUCAAGCAAGUAAAUAUGGUUGAAUGCGGGCUUUCUUAUGCUGUUGUUGCCAUAAUGGGUCCUCAAAGUAGUGGGAAGAGCACACUUUUGAACAAUCUUUUUCACACAAACUUCAGGGAAAUGGAUGCUUACAGGGGAAGGUCUCAAACCACCAAAGGUAUAUGGAUGGCAAGGUGUGUUGGUAUUGAACCUUGCACCAUUGUAAUGGAUCUCGAGGGUACUGAUGGACGGGAGCGUGGAGAGGAUGAUACCGCAUUUGAAAAGCAGAGUGCACUUUUUGCCCUUGCUGUUUCCGAUAUAGUGCUUAUAAACAUGUGGUGUCACGAUAUUGGGCGUGAGCAGGCUGCGAACAAACCUCUUCUGAAAACUGUAUUCCAGGUUAUGUUGCGCCUAUUUAGUCCACGUAAAACAACGUUAAUGUUUGUGAUACGUGACAAAACAAGGACACCUCUUGAAAAUCUAGAGCCCGUCUUGAGGGAAGAUAUUCAGAAAAUAUGGGAUUCUGUUCCAAAACCGGAAGCCCACAAACAGACUCCACUUAGUGAGUUUUUUAAUGUUGAAGUUGUUGCUCUUUCUAGUUUUGAAGAGAAAGAAGAACAAUUCAAGGAGCAGGUGGCUAGUUUGAGGCAGAGGUUCUUUCACUCUAUUGCACCUAAUGGCCUAGCAGGAGAUAGGAGGGGGGUUGUUCCUGCUUCAGGCUUUUCCUUUAGUGCUCAACAUAUAUGGGAAGUGAUUAAGGAGAACAAAGACCUUGACUUGCCUGCUCACAAGGUGAUGGUGGCUACUGUAAGAUGCGAAGAAAUUGCUAAUGAAAAGUAUUCCUUUUUUGUAAAGAACCAGGACUGGUCUGACAUACAAGGUGCAGUACAAUCUCAUAUUGUGCCAGGAUUCGGAAGAAAGCUUACCUCAAUGAUUGACGCUUGUUUAUCCAGUUAUGAUGAAGAGGCUACUUACUUUGAAGAUGGUGUUAGAUCUGCCAAGCGAAGGCAGUUAGAAGAGAAGUUGACUCAACUUGUUCAACCGACCUACCAAAUGAUGCUGGAGCAUAUACAAUUAGAGACACUGGAUAAGUUCAAAAGAGCACUUCUGGAUGCUUUGAGUGGAGGACAAGGGUUUGCAAAUGCUGCUCGCGAGUGCACCAAAUCGUUCAAGAGACUCUUUGAUGAGCAAUGCCAAGAUGCCACUAUUAAACAGGCAAAUUGGGAUUCGGCUAAAGUAAGGGCUAAGUUUUCACACGAUAUAGAUUCACAUACGGAUGAAGUUCGAACGGCCAAGCUAUCUGAACUUAAUGCACUAUAUGAGUCAAAAUUGAAAGAGGCGUUAGAUGGACCUGUUGGAGCCCUACUAGAGGGAGGUGGUGAUGAUACUUGGCCUGCAAUAAGGAGACUUUUCCUUCACGAGACUAAAGUAGCCGUCUCUCAGUUUUCCGUUGCACUUGCUGGGUUUGAGAUGGAGGAACAAGCCAAUGAAGAGCUGGUUAUAAAGUUAGAAAAUUAUGCUAGAGGAAUUGUUGAAGUGAGAACAAAAGAAGAAGCGAGCAAGGCUCUGUAUCGCAUGAAAGAGAGAUUUACAUCUCUAUUCAACCAUGAUAGUGAUUCAAUGCCGCGAAUCUGGACUGGCAAGGAAGAUAUCCGAACAAUCACCAAAAUGGCCCGGUCUUCUUCUUUAAAGUUGCUCUCUGUCUUGGCGGCUAUUCGUUUGGAUGCUGACAAUGAUAAAAUUGGGGACACAUUAGUCCUUGCAUUAGUGGAUCGUAAGAAAGACAAUAGUAAGAGUAUUUCUAUGCAGGACCCAUUGGCCUCAAGCACAUGGGAAGAGGUUCCAGCCACGAAGACACUCAUAACUCCUGUUCAAUGUAAAUCAUUGUGGAGCCAAUUUCAAAGAGAGACGGAGUAUACUAUUACUCAAGCCAUUGCUUCCCAGGAAGCUAAUAAGCGUAACAAUAACUGGUUGCCACCUCCAUGGGCUAUAGCUGCCUUAGUGAUCUUGGGUUUCAAUGAAUUUAUGACUCUUUUAAGAAACCCGUUGUGGCUCCUCAUUAUAUUUGUGGCUUACCUGCUUUCCAAAGCUUUGUGGGUUCAACUAGACAUAUCUGGUGAAUUUCGCAAUGGCAUGCUUCCAGGAAUACUAUCCUUAUCCACCAAGAUUCUUCCUACCGUCACAAACCUUCUCAGAAAAUUGGCAGAAGAGGGCCAAGUGCCCGCUGCUACUGAUCCCCGAAGAAAUCCAUCUAACCAGUCACAAGUAUUGGGAAACUAUCAAGGUGUAGCCUCAUCAACGGGCUCAUCUGAUGUAACCAUGGAGAACGGAAAUGAGUACACUAGUCCAUCCAGGCCCAUCAAAGAUCAGUAGAUUUGUGUUGUAAGCAUAUGCAGAACUUGCUUAUUUUGCAAAUAUAGUCAUAUGGGCUUGAAAUCUAAUAGCAUGCACAAGGAGCACACUCGGAGGGAUAUUUUUUUUAUUAGGUGUCAUAUUGUGGUUGCUUGUUGUAACAUGAACUGCAGCCUAUGACUACCAGUCCCUAAAGGAACAUUGUAAACCGCUUGCUAGGGUCAACAUGUUUCAGUUACCACAUUCUUAUUAGGGUUCAUAUAUCACGGUUUUUGAUUUGUUUGGUCACACAUGUUGAGUUUUUGUUUGUAUAUUGUGGGUAUAUGACUGAAAAAGCGGUAUUACCAUAUUUUUUUAUUACCCCAUGUCUGUAUUUUAAAGCGCUAUAUUUGUUCUAUAGUACGGAGUACCAAACAUAUACAAUUAAUAAAUGAUGCAUCCAAUCUUGUUAUUUGAUUA